This is a messenger RNA of Cucurbita maxima (winter squash), 1752 nucleotides long. Its product is annotated as G-protein coupled receptor 1-like. Gene Ontology annotation, molecular function: G protein-coupled receptor activity. The transcript is spliced from 11 exons. Gene Ontology annotation, cellular component: plasma membrane. The record is from RefSeq and is a predicted model, not a curated record. The coding region runs from base 206 to 1159 and encodes 317 amino acids. NCBI's taxonomy places the organism in Eukaryota, Viridiplantae, Streptophyta, Magnoliopsida, Cucurbitales, Cucurbitaceae. Gene Ontology annotation, biological process: adenylate cyclase-activating G protein-coupled receptor signaling pathway; cell surface receptor signaling pathway.
CGACGGACAUGAAUGAGAUCAAGGAACUCGUUGAACUAAUUUUCCGUCCCUUACAAGGAAGUUACAAUUCUCUCCAAGUUGGCGCGAUUAGAAAACCGUAUAUUUACAACCCGGUAAAAAGGACGCAAGAGUUCAAAUUCCAGAACUCAUUUCUUUGUCGGUGAUUUUCCCGGCAAAUUGAAACCGAGCAGUCCGUCACCGGAAAAUGGCUGCCGUUGUGCGAGUUGCCAGUAUUCCUGGCCACGAUCGAGUUCUCACGGCGGUUAUUGCCGGAACGUCCAGUCUUUCGUUUCUGGGAUCGGGAUUCGUUGUCCUUUGUUACGUCCUCUUCAAAGAGCUUCGAAAAUUCUCCUACAAGCUUGUCUUCUAUCUCGCCCUCGCCGAUAUGCUUUCCUGUUUCUUCACUAUGAUUGGGGAUCCGGCGACAGGGUUUUACUGUUAUGUUCAGGGCUAUAGCACGCAUUUCUUUUGUGUGGCAUCAUUCUUGUGGACCACAACAAUUGCAUUCACCCUUCACCGUGCUGUUGUUAGACACAAAACCGACGUUGAAGAUUUUGAGGCCAUGUUUCACUUGUAUGUAUGGGGAACAUCGUUAGUGUUGACUGUUAUACGUUCAAUUGGCAAUAGACAUGCGCAUUUGGGAACCUGGUGUUGGGCACAGUCGGGGCGUACAGGAAAGGCUGUUCACUUUAUAACAUUUUACAUGCCUCUCUGGGGUGCAAUUCUCUACAAUGGCUUUACUUACCUUCAAGUGAUACGCAUGCUUGAUAAUGCUACUCGUAUGGCAGUUGGCAUCUCAGAUAGGACUCACCAGUCAGAUCCAAGAGCAGACGUGAAGGCUUUAAACAGAUGGGGAUAUUACCCGCUCAUCCUCAUAGGGUCGUGGGCUUUUGGUACAAUCAACCGUAUCCAUGAUUUUAUUGAGCCAGAUCAUAAAAUCUUCUGGCUGUCAGUUCUUGAUGUUGGGAUGGCAUCUCUAAUGGGAUUGUUCAAUUCAAUAGCAUAUGGCCUGAAUUCUUCAGUGCGGCGGGCAAUUUGUGAAAGACUAGACCUGUUUGGGCUUGAAAAACUUCGAAGAUGGCUUCCCAGCAAUCCAACGCUCCCAAACCAACAACAAGAAGGUGAACUGGUUCCCUUGAGAAGUCAAGAUCAGCCUUAGCGAAUUAGUUAAUGGAUGUGCCUUCAUCGGCAGGACUUCCUUUACAAGACUUAUUUCCUCCGUUUUUCCCGAGGGCAUGUAAAUAGGAGCUGAGCAACUCAUUGCGCGUAGACAUGAUGAUAGAGAAUUUAGCAGUCUCUCAAGUGGUGGUCAGGGGUGGAAAAUCGUGGAUUAUGAAGCAUUGGAUACUGAAUGUGUAGCUGCCUGAUCAGAAUUCCUGCAUGUAUCAUCAAAUCUCAGAUCAUUUGCAAGGUUGAUUGCUGAGCCGCCGCAAUCGCAGCACAUGCUUUAGCUAUUCAGUCUGGGUGGGACCGUGGCUCCAUCUGUGGUGGCGAUCGCUUCCUGUUGCAGAUAAGCAUGAGGUGGAAGCUGCCGUUUCUAAGAAGCCAGCUUUACAGAUAAGCUUUUUUCACUCUGAAUUAAAUUCUUGUCCAUUUUACAUAUUAGAUUUUUAAAUUUGUUUUCGACUAAAUUACAAAUCAUGUCUUUUGGGCUUUGUUUCUUGUUCUGCCUUCCAAAAUGAAUUUAUAAAACUUAUUCUACCUACUUCUUCUCUAUUUAGAUUUUCACUUUUUGGUUAAAAAAAAAAAAAC